Messenger RNA from Staurois parvus, 891 nucleotides. Lineage: Eukaryota; Metazoa; Chordata; Amphibia; Anura; Ranidae. The record is from the annotation of a GenBank genome assembly.
UUUGCUCUUUCAGUGGAACACGACAAGGAAUUCUUUCACCAAAGACGCCACCAUCGAGAGUUCCGGUUUGACCUGGCCAAAAUUCCCGAAGGAGAGGCAGUAACGGCAGCCGAAUUCAGGAUAUAUAAAGACUAUAUUCAAGAGAGAUUCGACAAUGAGACCUUCCAGAUUAGCAUCUACCAGGUCCUGCAGGAACAUCAGGGAAAGGAUUCUGACCUAUUCCUGCUGGAUUCUCGGACAAUCUGGGCUGCAGAGGAAGGCUGGCUGGUAUUUGAUAUCACAGCAACCAGCAAUCACUGGGUCCUCAUCCCGCAGCAGAACCUGGGCCUGCAGCUGUCUGUGGAGAGCAAUGAUGGGCAGAGCAUCAACCCCAAGAUGGCGGGCCUAAUUGGGACGAAUGGACCGCACAACAAGCAGCCCUUCAUGGUGGCAUUCUUCAAGGCCACGGAGAUCCACCUGCGCAGCAUACGGUCCACUGGGGGGAAGCAGCGCAACCAAAACAGGUCCAAAGCCCCGAAAAACCAGGAGGCCCUGAGAGUGUCCAAUAUCGCAGAAAACAGUAGCACAGACCAGAAGCAAGCCUGUAAGAAACACGAACUGUACGUCAGCUUCCGAGACCUGGGAUGGCAGGAUUGGAUUAUUGCUCCGGAAGGUUACGCUGCUUAUUACUGUGAAGGUGAAUGCGCUUUCCCGCUCAAUUCCUACAUGAACGCAACAAACCACGCCAUCGUUCAGACACUGGUACAUUUUAUCAACCCGGACACGGUCCCGAAGCCUUGCUGCGCCCCCACUCAGCUCACAGCCAUCUCCGUCCUUUACUUCGACGACAGUUCCAACGUCAUCCUCAAGAAAUACAGGAACAUGGUAGUGAGGACCUGCGGGUGUCAUUAA